Rubroshorea leprosula is the source of this 331-nucleotide messenger RNA. The record is from the annotation of a GenBank genome assembly. Lineage: Eukaryota; Viridiplantae; Streptophyta; Magnoliopsida; Malvales; Dipterocarpaceae.
GAGAGAAAAAAAAAAAGAGAACCUAGCCAUGCCUUGGAAAACCGAAUCCGAAUCUGCUCUGCUCUGCUCUAUCCAGUUGCUGCUCUUGCCGAUUGUGGGUGCAAAUUCCUUUGAAUUUUCGGUUCCUGAUCGUUCUGUCAGUUUAGCAUUGAGAUCGAGUCUUCGGUUUUAUGCGAGUGAGGAAACGAAACCGAGGACGGGGAAACCACGGGAAGUGACGAGUUAGAAGACUAGCCAUUUCGAGAUUGAUAUAGAUUUAGAAAUAAAUCAUGCUCUUGUAAGCUAGAGUGUAUUUGGAGAUUUUAUGAUAUCAGAGUAGAUUUUAAAAUUU